GUCAUAACGUAGCUGAUUCAAGAAGAGAAAUUGUUACUCUCUCUCUCCAAGAAAAAGAAAAGAGGAGUGCUCGUCUCCUUUCUAUACACACAUACAUGCGAGGGCCCGACGGCGGCUUUCAAUCUUAGAAACCAAUGGUGUUCGCCGCCGAUUUUGGUUUGUGAUUUCAACUGACAAGUCGGAGUUCACUCACUAAAGAUGAACUCUCAGGCUUGGUGUCUUGAGAGAAACUGUCCAUGUAAGGUGGCAAAUCGAUCAGUCCUGCUUCAAUGGCUGCUACAUCGACCAAUAAAUCAUUGUGUCUCACUCGCCAUCUAGAUUUUAACACGGAGUUUCACAAUUUUGACUAUAUCUCUUCUUGUUUGAACAUUUGAGCAUCUAGGAGUAAAGACAAAUGAAUAAGAAAAAGAAUCCACUAGUAUUCUUAGACGUAUCAAUUGAUGGGGAUCCUGCACAAAAAAUUGUCAUGGAGCUUUUUGCUGAUGUUGUACCUAGGACGGCAGAAAAUUUUCGGGCACUCUGCACGGGCGAGAAGGGAAUUGGAGCCAACACAGGGAAACCUUUGCACUACAAGGGAUCUAUUUUCCAUCGGAUAAUUACAGGUUUCAUGGCUCAGGGUGGUGACUUUUCAAAGGGAAAUGGCACCGGUGGAGAAAGCAUUUAUGGAGGGAAGUUUGCUGAUGAGAACUUUAAACUGAAUCAUAAUGUGCCUGGUCUUCUUUCUAUGGCAAAUGGUGGUCCAAAUACAAAUGGGUCCCAGUUCUUUAUAACAUUCAAACCUCAACCUUACCUUGACGGGAAACAUGUAGUUUUCGGGAAGGUUGUGAAGGGGAUGGACAUUUUGAGGAAAAUUGAACAAGUGGGAACAUCUGAAGGGAAACCAUCCCGGAUUGUAAAAAUUGUAGAUUGUGGUGAAAUUUCUGGAGGCAAAAUUCAUGAUUCAGUUAAAGCAGAGAAAGGAAAAAAUAAAAAAUCAGAGAAAGCUUUUCCUUCCGAUGAUGGUUCUGAUGAUGAGCAAGCGAAAGGAAGACGCAAGAUAUCUCUCAAGGACAGAAGAAAGAAGAGAAAAAGGAGACAUUCUUCAUCCGAUUCAUUGAGCUCUGAUACGGAUUCUGAUUCGUAUUCUUCAGAAACUGAUUCCAACUCGGGCUCUAACGAUUCUGAAUAUGAUUCGUAUUCUUUGAGUUCAUCCAGUGAUGAAAGACAUAGGAAGAAGAGGAGGUCGUCAAAAAGAGACAAACAACGUGGGAAAAAGAGGAGGGAUAGGCAAAGGCAGAGAAGGGGCCGUCGUAGUACAAGAUCAAGGCGCAGGUCUAAAUGGAGCACGGAGAGUUCAAGCAGUACAGAAAGUGAGAGUACCAGUUGUAGCAGAAGUGGCUCUGAUAAUGGAGAAGACAGUCCUCGUGUUUCUGCCCGUAAAACCAGUAACUCAUCAAUUCCUAAAAAAAAGCAACCCAUAAAUCUUGAUGCGGAGAAAAAAUCCCUUGGUACACUCAUAGGUAAAGAGGCUGUAAUAGAGCAGCAAAAGGAUGGCGACCUGAAGAUGGCCGAGGACAACUCAUCGCAUGAAGAAGGUGAAUUUUCCCAGGAGGAUGAACACCUGAACAAUGGGCAUGGGACAGAAACUAAAUAUGACAAAACUGCUAAGCAGCAUCAUUAUUCAGAUAACUCAAACAUUUCCAGAAGCCCAACUCCUUGUCCCAAAAGAAUAUCGAAGUCCACAUCUAGGACUGAUCACAGCAGGAGUCCUAAAGGAACUAUGAGGUCUCAAAAUGAUAAUGGAACUGGGAAAUCUGGUCAGGAAAACCGGAGAAAUUCUUCAAGGAGUCCUUUAGGUGGUCCCACUCGCAAGGCCCCUGGACCUUCUGCUUCUAAUCAUGGUCGAAGUUUGUCAAGAAGCCGUUCUCCCAAUGGCACCCCAAAGCGUAUUAGAAAAGGGCGGGGCUUCACUGAACGUUAUAAAUUCGCACGACGGUACCGUACCCCCCCUCCAGAGCAUUCACCUCGUAGGUCCUAUCACUAUGCCGGAAGAAAUGUUCCUGAUAGGAAUCGUGAUAGAUAUUCAAGCUACCGAAACUACUCUGAGCGCUCACCACAAAGACGUUAUAGAAGCCCACCUAGAGGCAGGAGUCCCCCCAGAUACCGAAGCAGGAGAAGUCGAAGUAGGAGUAUCUCUCACAGCCCAGGAGUCCGUGGUCGUGGAAGGGACCGAAGCCGGAGCCCAAUACGUAGUCCUAGUCCCAUAGAUAGGCGACCUCCACUGAGUGAGAGGUUAAUGUUACGUCUUGGGCCUCGAGUUGAUGAUCGGCACACUUCGAACAGAAGAAGAAUGAGCUCAAGUUCUAGAAGCCGAGGCUCAUCUCAUUCUAGAUCUCCUGAAGCUGUUCCACAAAAGCAUGCUGAUAAAGUGGCAUCUGCUUCUCCUAGUAGGUCCAGAUCCAGUUCCCCAGCUGGAAAAAGGGGCUUGGUUUCCUAUGGAGAUAUUAGUCCUGAUAGUGGGACAAAGUAGUCUAAAGUGGCUUCCUGGUUGUGGGCACUGGUAAGGACAGCUUAUAUUUCCCGUCUCCUAAUGGUUUACGAGGUGACUGGUAAGGACACAUAAAGAAAAGCUUAUCCAUCCGGUUUGAUCCUGCAAAAGUCAACUAAUAAUCUGGCUACUUCCUUGGUAUUACCGCCUAUUCAUUUUGUUUGUGCUGCUAAUCUGAUUGUUAUGGAACCUUGCUUGGACUGGUGGUCUUGUUGGCAUUCCAAAUUGUCAAUGAACCCAGAUGAUCUUGGUCAGGUUGCCAGUGUGUCUCUAGGUUAAACAUUAUAUAUGUUAUUAAUGUGGUUUCUAUUAUUGUCUUAUUAUGUUUUAUUCUCUUAGUGGGGUAUUAGACGUCUUGUGGAUACUAAAUCAUUUCAAUUUGGAGGGUUUGAAGAUCAUGGCUAAAUCCUGCUCUUCCUUGGCUGAGUAGAAAUUUCCACCCUACUUUGACUUGCAUUGUCUCUUGCUUUAUCAACUUUUUUCUUUUUGGGUUUUAGUUGAACACAUUUACUUUUAUUUAUUUAUUUACGAAACUUAUCAUUA
Molecule: messenger RNA, 3070 nt
Organism: Cornus florida
Lineage: Eukaryota; Viridiplantae; Streptophyta; Magnoliopsida; Cornales; Cornaceae
Product: peptidyl-prolyl cis-trans isomerase CYP63
Exons: 16
Coding region: 395-2509 (704 amino acids)
Biological process (GO): protein peptidyl-prolyl isomerization; protein folding
Molecular function (GO): peptidyl-prolyl cis-trans isomerase activity
Source: RefSeq, a predicted model, not a curated record